Messenger RNA from Closterium sp. NIES-67, 416 nucleotides. The record is from the annotation of a GenBank genome assembly. NCBI's taxonomy places the organism in Eukaryota, Viridiplantae, Streptophyta, Zygnematophyceae, Desmidiales, Closteriaceae.
GAUGGAGGGGGAUGCAGAGCAACUGUGUUCAGCUUGGACGGAGAGAGAGGUUAGGAAGGCGUUCUUGGAACUGGCGUGUGGGAAGUCGCCGGGGCAGGAUGGUUUGCCGAAGGAGCUCGUUGAAGCGCAUUGGGACCUGCUGGGCAAGCCAGUGAUGGAGGCAGCGAGGAGUUUCGAGGUAAUAGCUGAAUUGUCAGCAGCGGUCAAGACGGCGGCAACGGUGUUGCUGCAUAAGAAGGGUCCGAUUGAUUGGUUACAAAACUAUCACCCGAUCUCCUUACUGAACACCUUGUAUAAGGUAGUGGCGAAGGUCAUGGCGAAUCGAGCCGCUCCUGCACAAGGUGAAAUUGGGAAUCAGCAAGAGGGGUAUUGGGCGGCUGGCGUACCUUGGUGAGGGGAGAAGGGCAUCGUUAUAG